This is a messenger RNA of Acanthoscelides obtectus, 2842 nucleotides long. The record is from the annotation of a GenBank genome assembly. NCBI's taxonomy places the organism in Eukaryota, Metazoa, Arthropoda, Insecta, Coleoptera, Chrysomelidae.
GUAGGUAGUUAUAUGAACCAACUACAUAACUGCUCUUUUAUUUUUUAUGUAUCAUCUGCUUUCAAAUGUAACCUAACGUUAUAUAAAUCAGGUUAUCUAUUAAACUAAAGAAAAUACUGAGCUUAGCAUAUUUUUUUAUUAUAAAUACGCUGUAUGCAUUUGAUGAUACACUUGAUAUUCAUAUGUCAUGAGUGUUAGUCAAUAAAGAGUGUUGGAAGCUGACUUCGUGUAUUCCUGCGGAACCAAAGGGACUCCCACAAACGACACUGGCGCAGUCAAGUAGGAUUUCGUCACUGGUUCAUCGAAGGAACUUGUGAACCUGGUGGACCCCAGAUACUUCAGACGGAGACGAUCCUGAGCAACCACACCCGGAGACGAUCCCCGAGCAACCACACCCGGAGACGAUCCCGAGCACUCAAGGCCCUACAACCACACGGAAACACUGAGUCUCCGAUAUCUCUACGCACGCAGCAAAGGAAAUCAGGUGAAGAUCGAACUUUCAACCCACAAGGACCCGAUUCCGCCUAUGCCUUCAUCUAGGACGGGAGGAGUUAUAUGAACCAACUACAUAACUGCUCUUUUAUUUUUUAUGUAUCAUCUGCUUUCAUAAUGUAACUUAACGUUAUAUAAAUCAGGUUAUCUAUUGCACUAAAGAAAAUACUGAGCUUAGCAUAUUUUUUUAUUAUAAAUACGCUGUAUGCAUUUGAUGAUUCACUUGAUCUUCAUAUCUUAUGAAUGUUAGUCAAUAAAGAGUGUUGGAAGCUGACGUCGUGUAUUCCUGCGGAACCAAAGGGACUCCCACAAACGACAGUAGAGCUCAAGAAGUUAUGAUGCUUAAAUCUAGCAAGCACCCUUGUGUAACCUUGGCACUAAUAGCCUCCAUGCCGAAGGUAUUUGAAGCUGUACAGGAUAAGUGCAUCACGAAAGCUAACUGCAAGAAAGAUUCUAAAUCCUUUUAUAUAAGGUACAGUUUUGAUAGCUUACAAUGUCCAUCAUUAUAUGCAGAAGAUGACGAAAAAUCUGUCAAAAAGCCAGAACCGCUACCAGCCCUGAACGCGAUGGUUGCACACGGCAGAGUAGAGCUGUUAGCACACCCUCUAAGUCAAAAAUACCUGCAAAUGAAGUGGAACUCCUACGGAAAAUAUAUUCAUUUACUCAACGUCACAAUUUACAGCGUAUUUUUAGCCUUUAUUACAUGUUUUGCUGCUCAACUUAUGGAACAUCAAAAACCUAUCAGUAGGUUGAACAUCACCAACUUAUCCCACGAGGAAUACAUAGCAGUUAGUAAAGAGAACAUCCUGAACAUCGAAGUUAGCCAUGCCAUGUACGUCUGCGGCUUAGCGAUAAUCUUCUACCUAGCAGUCAAUUGCUUUCGUGAAGUGGUUCAAAUCUAUCAACAGAAGAUCAUGUACUUCAUGGAUCCGAUAAAUUUGGUCACGUGGCUUCUCUAUGCCUCAGCAUUGGUCAUGGUGGCACCAAUCUUUGGAAGCACGAUGUACGACUCUCAGUUCAGCUGUGCAUCGCUCACGGUGUUUCUGAGCUGGUUUAACCUUCUGCUGCUACUCCAGAGGUUCGACCAAGUGGGAAUCUACGUGGUGAUGUUCCUGGAGAUCUUGCAGACGCUGAUUAAGGUGCUGAUGGUGUUUUCAAUACUCAUCAUCGCAUUUGGACUUGCCUUUUAUAUUCUUCUGUCAAGGGGUGAACACCUAUCAUUCAAAACCAUACCUAUGUCGCUGAUACGAACCUUCUCGAUGAUGCUGGGUGAGAUAGACUUCCUGGGCACCUACGUUAAGCCUUUCUACAUGACAAAUGAAGAGGAAAAGGCCUUCCUGCCGUUUCCGCUUCCAGCUUUCUUCGUCCUCGGCCUGUUUAUGGUGUUGAUGCCUAUCCUACUCAUGAAUUUGCUCAUCGGCCUUGCUGUUGGUGAUAUCGAGUCAGUCAGGAGGAAUGCUCAGCUCAAGAGGUUAGCGAUGCAGGUUAUAUUGCAUACUGAGCUGGAACGGAAGUUACCACAAUUUUUACUGGAGAGAGUAGACAAGAUAGAAAUCAUAGAAUACCCUAAUGAUGCUAAGGCCAAGCUAGGCUUCAUAGACUCCAUCCUCAGGAAGUGGUUCGGAAAUCCCUUCUCUGAUGACGCUCUUGACAUGGUCAUGGACAAUGGCGAAGACUAUGUAGUUACAGAACUGGGGAAGGCCAAAAAUAAGUUGAAAGAGAUAACUCAUACCCUGGAGGUUCAGCAACAGCUCCUGAGACUCAUAGUACAGAAAAUGGAAAUCAAGACUGAGGCAGAUGACGUAGACGAAGGAGUUUCUCCAAGCAAUAUGAAUCAACAUGGAACCUCAAGUAAAUGGACCUCGCCGAAAAUCAGAAAAAAACUAAGAUCCGUUCUGAGUUUCAGUAAUAGGAGUCACUAGAGUAAAUAACGUCAUUUUAUAUCGAGCAUGAGAAGCUGGAAUAUUUUUGAGAGAUUUUUACAUGAUGUACUUAGAAUUAUUGGAUGUUGGAAUUGUCAUAUAGUUUAUAGAAGUCCUUAUUGGAACCUAUGUCUCACAUGUACUUAAUUGUAAUAUUUCAUAGUCACAAAUUAAUAAGAAUGGGUACAUGUUGAGAUUGAGAAAAUCAACUUUGGUUGUGUGUAAAAAUAUCCUAGACUGUGACGUGGCGUUAUAAGUAGGCGGGCUAAUGUGAAAUAUCACACCUGUAUAUUUUUGAAUUUAACCAAUACCAGAUUUUUCUUUCGGUUAGCUCUCCAACUAUUCUAAGUGUCUCUUUGUGACAAAAAGUCAUAUACAAAGGUAUAGGGUGUAAUACAAAGUUUUCCAAUAAAUAUGUAUGUUUUUAG